Messenger RNA from Xenia sp. Carnegie-2017, 2700 nucleotides. Its product is annotated as RING finger protein 10-like. Gene Ontology annotation, biological process: positive regulation of transcription by RNA polymerase II. NCBI's taxonomy places the organism in Eukaryota, Metazoa, Cnidaria, Anthozoa, Malacalcyonacea, Xeniidae. The record is from RefSeq and is a predicted model, not a curated record. The transcript is spliced from 22 exons. Gene Ontology annotation, molecular function: metal ion binding; transcription cis-regulatory region binding. Bases 265 to 2466 code for a protein of 733 amino acids.
GCUACGAGUUUCUGCCGGUACCUAGAAAAUUUAUUUGCUCGAAAAGUUUGCCCAUUGUUUGGGCAAUCUCUGCUAAUUCGACGGGGCAUCGUCAGCUCCAUCGAAUCUUUACGUAACUUAGUAGACGAAUAUCUUUAUUUUGUCAAGAAAAUCUACGAUUUGAACCCUUUUUUGAACCAUUUUGUGUCGAGUAUGGAAUGCUAAAAGCCAUGUUUACGGAGAUUCAAAGUGCAACGACUUUCAAGUCAUUGGGCUUUCUGGUGUAUGGGAGACGGCAUGCGAAAUAUGGAAGGAGUGAGUCAGUCAAUUCGCCCUUCAAAACAAUCCAACAACUCGCCGACACGUCCACGGCAAGGUAAUAAUUCAAAGUCUUUGGCAAAAGGAAAAAAUGGCCAGAUAAGGCCUCAGAAGUUCAUCAAAGGAGGAUUGUCUUGUGGCUAUAAUCCCAAGAAUGUGAGUCCCGGACAACACAGGACAAAGAAUACAUUCAAUCCCCAAAAGAAUGGACACUUCACCGACAAACGCCCUGCUGCCAAAGGGCUGAAACAAACUGCAAAAUAUGAUCCUGUUUCUGUUGAAGAUGAUGAAAUGCAACUUGACUAUGAUUUCUGCCUCACGUCAAAGAAAAAUUCUACAUCUUUGAAUCAUCUAUUGAAUUUUACAUACACUUCUUUUCACCAUACUCGGCAUUCUUGGCAUUCAGGAAAACACACAGCCACGAGCAAAUGGAACCAAUUCAAUAAAGAACAAUUUAUACAGGCAAAUUGUCAGUUUGUGAUCAAGGAAGGUGGUGAUUAUGCUGUCAAUUGUGUAAAUCCUGAUGUCAUUGUUGAUUGGGAUCUCAUUAAACAAGUGCGUGUGCGAUGUCGAGAAAUGCCAUUUUGUCCAAUUUGUCUUUAUCCUCCAACUGCUGCACAAAUGACUAGAUGUGGACAUAUCUAUUGCUGGUCCUGUAUCUUGCAUUAUUUGUCUUUGAGUGGUAAAUCAUGGCGAAAAUGUCCAUUAUGUUACGAAGCUAUUCACAAGGAUAGUUUGACAAGUGUCAUGGCUGUUGCUGAUACCACACGUUUGGUAGGUGAAGAAAUCACGAUGUCAUUGAUGAAGAGAGCCAGAGACUCUGUGUUUGCCUUGCCUAAAGAAGAAUGGGUUGAACAUGCAUCAGUGCCUAAUCUAACAGCAGGUGGAGUUGAACUGCAAUUUUCCAAGCUGUUAGUGGCCUCGUCGUCAGUAAUCCUCAACCAGAUAAUGACGAAAGAUAAGCUUGAAUUGCAACAACAGUUAGUCGAAUGUCAAAAUGAGAAGUCUGGAGAGGAGGAAUAUGUGAAAUUGGCAAUCAAACAGUUCGAAGAAAAAGAGAAGACUUUGAUGGCUGAGUGUAAUACGGAUGUCAAAGAAAACGUUUUUGGUCGCACAAAGGAAGACAUGAAAGAAAUAUCGACUUUCCUUGAGGAAAACAGCGAUGCAACCAUGAACUCAAGUCUCGAGGCAAAAGGAAUUCUCCCGAAUGAUGGGGAACAUCAACAUGUUGGCAGCCGUGUUAGUCGUACGUCUGCGUCCUCGGAUGAUUCUUAUUGCUCUUCAAUACCCUCAGGAGAUACACAUUAUUAUUAUUUUUAUCAAGCUGAGGAUGGUCAAUAUAUUUUUCUUCAUCAAGUGAACGCUCGAUGUUUGAUUAAAGAGUACGGUUCUCUUGAAAAUUGCCCUUCAAAAAUAACUGGACGUAUUGUCGAAAUGGAGAGCCAUACACAAACAGAGGAGAUUCGUCGCCGCUUUCGUUAUCUUCGUCAUCUUCCUCUAACCUGUGAGUUUGUUAUCUGUGAAUUGGAACUUAAACCACCCAUUGUGUCUCUGAACACUCUAAACUUCUUCAAAAAUGACUUGCGGAAGUGUCGUUUACGACGGCUGAAGAAAGCAAAGGAAGAAGCAAAACAUGACAGCAAAUGUAAAUCCAGCAUGACGGAGUUUACUGGCAUAAAGAUUGAACAUAGUGAUAACGUUGAAACACCCGACUUGGAAAGCGAGAAAGAUUUCCCACAACAAUUUCAACAAGUUGAUACCAGCUGCAAUAUGUGGAUCGCAUCUUCACCACCUACACAUGGACCAUGGUCUUCAAAUCGAACAACUAACGACGAAGAAAACGAGACAGCAUCGAGCUCUUUUGCUAAGGUAUUGUCCAGUGGAAAGACAAAGACUCCCACGAGUUGUUCGUCCAAGUUGCAAACACAAUCCUGCGGUUCACGGUCGAGUGAAAACGAGAAGAAUUCUGAAGAAGAAAACGACGAAUACCAGUCAAUACCAUCAUUCCAAUCGUCAUUCACGAAUGCUCUCCUGUUAGGUGAACUCAACAUAAUGUCUGAUGAGGAAUCAUCGCCUCCCGUCAAUGGACGGAAACGUGGCAAAGGAAAGCGAAACAAGAAGAAGGAGAAACGUUUAUUGUUUAGCACCGAUAGUGCAAUGAAAUUAUAACUUUGUAAUGUAGCGUAUUGUCUUAAAGGUUAAACUAUUACUUACAUUAACUUGGGUGUCAUCAAUCAUCAGUCGUUUCUACUUACUACAAAGUGGACAGACAAUUGUGUGUGUAUAUCAUCAUGUGAUUUUCGCGUAUGGAAAUAUGUGGUGACAGUUGGACAUGAUCAUUGACUUCCUAAAAUGAGAAUUACUUAUUUCGAGUCUUCAGUAAACUUUUUACGUUUUUGAUAA